GAUGACUGCCACACACCAGAGACCAACCGCCACGCUGACUUUGACUUUUUGUUGUCUAGUGAAUUAAGUUUUGGAAACUACGUGCGCCAGAAAGAUGGGCAACCAGAGAAGCACGAUUACUCAACGCAUGAGCCUUGGAAAAGUCGCAGGUCCGUCAUCUCUUACCACAUCGCUUCACAUUUGUGGUUGACUGGAAUUCCCUUGAUGUUUUACGAAUUGCGUCAAGAAGAAACAAGUUCAUCUGACCCAAGCUAAAUGGGUUGACAUUUAGCCACCAUGGAGUCGCAAAUUGAAGGUUUCGGAGAUUGCGCUGCAACAGAGAUUUCGGAGGAAUGAGACCGGUGUGAAGAUUUUCGAAUUUUGAAGAAAAAGAAGACAGCUCUACGCCAUUCAACUGGAUAUUGCUGAGGUGGAGACAGCGUUGUUUAACGUGAAGAUGGCAAAGUGGUUUGGCAGUUAGCCACAUUUUGACAAGAUGAAACUUUUUUUCUGACUGUACUUUCACGAUGGAUUUUUUUUUUUUUACGACUGUGGACGCUGGAACACCGUUGCUGGCUGUACAGCGGACUUGAAAAAGUACACUGUUUUUGGAAACAAAAACCAGCCUUUGUACAUUUGAUAUUCAAAUGUUGUUUUUUAAAUAAAGUGUAUCUCGUAUUUUUUUUUUCCUGGCAUUGUUUCUUUAGCUAAUUUCCAGAAAAUUACAAGAGGAUAUUUGGCGUAUUAUUUUGAUAAUGUUGAAGUCCAUUAGCUCGGCUGUUGGUUUUAAAUAUUUCAGCUAAUCCGUACAACAAAUUCAUUUGGUUAGCACUGACUUUGUGUCACUAUACGUCAAGGUUUGACCACAUCAUUUAUAAGCUAGCAUAGUUUACGGUAAACUUCGUACUGGGUUGAUGAAUCUCCUGAUGUAAUGCUCUCUUUUUCGGGUGUUCUACAAAGAAUAUUAUCGCUGGAUUGGUGAGAUAAAGGAAAAGGGGUAAUACAUUAAUGAAUUAAAACAGUUGAAUACACAAAUUUUUGUAAGGUACGUUGCAAGUAGUUAAGAUUUUGGUCUUAACAAAAAUGGUUUCCAAAGACUUUCUAAAAUGGCUCCUGGCUGUCCUCCUUCCUGUCUGAGCAGGAAGUGAUGCAAUUGGUGCAACAGAACAAAUAUACUUUUAUAAAGCCUCUUGGUAUUCUUACCUUUUUUGAAGUGGGGAGUAAAGGUCUCAACUUCAAGUCUGGGGCUGAAAAUAAAUGUAAGUUUAUAUAAAAGCAAAUUUUAAACCUAAUAAAAGGGGUGGGACUUAAACAUCACCUGAGUGUGGGGUAAAUGGAAAUAACGUCAAUCAAAGGCAAAGCUUUCAGAGCUAGGAAGGAGCUCUAGAUGGCGGCUGAGCCUUGGGAAGGGUGCCAUGGGCUUUCGUCAGACCGUUUCUCCUGCCCGUUUUUCGACCGCGACCGCUUGCUUUUGACUAAAAUUUAAGUUCUGUGAUCGUACGAUAGGUGUUUUAUUAAGAAAAUAGGCGUUUUGCGAGGUUUUUGGGCUGAUUUUUCGAGUUGUACGAGCCGUCUGUGCUGAGGGAGUGCUUGUCGUUGUUUUCCAUACUGGUCUCUGGCAGCCAUGGCGCGCCUCCAUUUUUAGUGUGCUGCUCUCCUCUGUCGCUCAGAGUCUGACAGCAGAUGAAGACUUUUAAAGGCCUAUAAUGUUUUCGAAACAAGGCUCUUUUUUGUAAUUUAGCGUCACGUUAUUAUUUUUACAGUUUAUUUUUAUUCGACUCGGAUAGAAGGCUGUGAUAGAUCGAACGUGAAUCUAAUAGUUCUUUUGUAGGUUACCACAUUUCUUCACAUUGAAUUGGUCUGUUUACAUUGUGUAGUGCAUCAUUUACUAAUUUUCUCAUCCUUAAAUCUUAUUUUUCUAACCCUUCAUGCGAUGACGCAGUUGGAAUUAAUUGCAUGCGGCUUGAUCCGUGGACUAUAACGACAUACGUUGGAUAUUUAACGUAUUGUAGCAGCACCUGUCAUUUUCCUUAGAUAUAUUUUAAAUCAGCGAUGUAAAUAAUGAUACUCAAAUCCUUCGAUUUAAUGCCUUUUUUCAUAACUCGUGUCGCACCUCCUGGAUUUUAACUGCCACCUGAGCAAAGGCAAUCUUGUGGGACUUGUAUGAUAGUUCACGCUUCCUCUAACUUUUUGACAGUAAAUUCCAGGACAAAAGACCAUCCUAUUACAGAUUUUCAGGAUACUAUCAUGAUGAAGAAUAAAACUAAAAAACAAGAGGAUGAAGGAUCGACUCAAAGCAACGCAUCAAGCAAUUCAGCCUCAGAGGAAUCCAACAGAUCUGCGUCAGAGUCUGGGAGUCAGUCAGAGAGCGAGCAUGGCAGCGAGCAGAGGAGAUCCCACAAUUCUGAGUCAAACAGCUCCUCAGAGUCAGAGAGUCACUCAGAGUCGGAGAGCGGCUCUGCAGGGUCCAAAUCACAGCAAACCACAGCCGAAGUGAAAGACAAACCAGUUAAAAAGAAGGAGCGUCUGGCUGAUGUGAAGAAGAUGUGGGACGAACAUCCAGAUGUGUAUGGGGUCAGGAGGUCAAAUCGCAGUAGACAGGAGCCGGCUCGUUUAAACAUUGGAGCUGGGGGUAGCAGUGACUCUGAGAGUGAAAGUCCCAAAAGAAAAACAUCCCGAGCUAAGAAGAAAGAAAAUAUCUGGAAAGAUGAUGACUCAAAUGAUGAAGAGGAGGAGGAGGAGGAGGAGGCUUCCAACAGUACAGACAGUGAGCAGGAAGAGAAAAAAGUUAGAUCCAGACGACUUCCUGCUAGAAGACCUCAGACCAAAUCAUCAACAGCCAAAAAACAGCUGUCUCAAAAAGGCAGGAAGUCUAGGAAUCAGGACUCAUCUGCUGAAGAAGAUGACGACGAUGACGACGACGAUGAUGACGAGGACGACGACGAAGACACUCCAAAGAGACAGACUCGGAAAAGGGGUGCAACAAAAGUCAAAAGUUAUAAAGAGGACCAACAUGACUUUGAAACGGACUCUGAUGACCUGAUUGAAAUGACGGGGGACGCAGGCGAGGAACAGCAGGAUGAUGACAGUGAGACCAUUGAGAAGGUUAUGGACACCAGGACAGGCAAAAAAGGAGCCACUGGGGCUUCCACCACUGGGUAUGCUGUGCAGGAAAAUGGGGACCCGAAUGAAGGCUUUGACCCCGAGAAUGAUGAAGGGGAGACUCACUAUCUGAUCAAGUGGAAGGGCUGGUCCUACAUCCACAACACAUGGGAGAGCAUGGACUCUCUGAUUCAGCAAAAGGUCAAGGGACUAAAGAAACUGGACAACUACAAAAAGAAGCACGAUGAGCUCAGUUCAUGGUUGAAGAGAGCGUCCCCUGAGGAUGUAGAAUUUCAUAACUGCCAACAGGAGCUCAUAUCUGAUCUAAACAAGCAGUUUCAGAUUAUUGAGCGGAUUAUCGCAACAAAAACAGGAAAGACACCAGGCACUGCUGAAUUCCCCUCUCAUAGUCACAAGAUGCCCUCCUCCAAUGAGCCGGAGUAUCUAUGCAAGUGGAUGGGAUUGCCCUACUCAGAGUGCAGCUGGGAAGAUGGAGCUUUGAUUGGAAAGAAGUUUCAGCACUGCAUCGACAGCUUCAUAAACCGAAACUCCAGUAAAACCGUCCCCUCUAAAGACUGCAAGGUGUUAAAGCAAAGACCCAGGUUUGUUCCUCUGAAGAAACAGCCAUCAUAUAUUGGAGAUGACAUCCUUCAGCUGAGAGAUUAUCAGCUGGAUGGGUUGAACUGGUUGGCUCACUCCUGGUGCAGGUGUAACAGCGUUAUCCUCGCUGAUGAGAUGGGGCUCGGAAAGACCAUCCAGACCAUCUCCUUCCUGUCGUACAUGUUUCACCAACAUCAGCUGUAUGGACCCUUUAUAGUGGUGGUGCCUCUGUCCACUCUCACCUCCUGGCAGAGGGAGUUUGAAACCUGGGCCCCGGACAUGAACGUGGUGGUCUACCUCGGGGAUGUCAUGAGCAGGAAAUCGAUCCGUGACUACGAGUGGGUGAACCAUCAAACGAAAAGAAUACGUUUCAAUGCACUAUUAACCACUUAUGAAAUUCUACUUAAAGACAAGGGGGUGCUUGGGAACAUCAACUGGGCGUUUCUGGGUGUGGAUGAAGCUCAUAGGCUGAAGAAUGACGACUCCCUGCUGUACAAAACAUUAAUGGAGUUCAGGUCCAACCACAGGCUCCUCAUUACUGGCACUCCGCUGCAGAACUCCCUCAAAGAGCUCUGGUCACUGUUGCACUUCCUCAUGCCUGACAAGUUUGCUUCCUGGGAGGAUUUUGAGGAAGAACACGGGAAAGGAACGGAUAACGGUUAUCAUAGUCUUCACAAAGUCCUCGAGCCCUUCCUUCUGCGACGUGUCAAGAAAGAUGUGGAAAAAUCUCUCCCUGCUAAGGUGGAACAGAUCCUCCGUGUAGACAUGACGGCACAGCAGAAACAAUUCUACAAGUGGAUUUUAACGAGGAAUUACAGAGCUCUUUUCAAAGGCACCCGAGGCAGCUCCUCUGGCUUCCUGAACAUAGUUAUGGAGCUUAAGAAGUGCUGCAACCACGGUUUCCUCAUUAAACAGCCUGAGGAUCCAGAAACUGAAACCCAACAGGAACACCUGCAGAGUCUAGUGAGGGGCAGCGGGAAGCUGGUGCUGCUGGACAAGCUGCUGACCAGACUCAGAGAAAGAGGCAACCGAGUCCUGAUCUUCUCCCAGAUGGUCAGGAUGUUGGACAUUCUGGCUGAAUACCUCGCCAAGAAGCGCUACACAUUCCAGCGGCUGGACGGUUCCAUAAAGGGAGAAAUCCGAAAGCAAGCACUUGACCACUUUAAUGCAGAAGGCUCAGAGGACUUCUGCUUCCUGUUGUCCACCAGAGCUGGAGGUUUAGGAAUAAACUUGGCCUCAGCAGACACCGUAGUCAUCUUUGACUCUGACUGGAACCCUCAAAACGACCUGCAAGCACAAGCCAGGGCUCACAGGAUCGGCCAGAAGAAGCAGGUAAAUAUUUAUCGACUGGUCACCAAAGGGACAGUGGAGGAGGACAUUAUUGAGAGGGCAAAGAAGAAGAUGGUUUUGGACCAUCUUGUCAUUCAGAGAAUGGACACCACUGGUCGAACUGUACUGGACAGCAACUCGGGAAACACAAAUUCAAACCCGUUCAAUAAAGAAGAACUGACUGCUAUCCUCAAGUUUGGUGCAGAGGAGCUUUUCAAAGAGGCAGAAGGAGAGGAGUCUGAACCACAGGAGAUGGAUAUUGAUGAGAUCUUGAGGCUGGCUGAAACAAGAGAAAGUGACCAGGGCUCAAGUGCUACGGAUGAACUUCUAUCUCAGUUUAAGGUGGCCAAUUUCUCCAGCAUGGAGGAGAGCACGCCAGAGUUUGCGGAUAAGUCCAUACGGGAAUGGGAUGAUAUCAUCCCUGAAGAGCAGCGACGCAAAAUAGAGGAGGAGGAGAAGCAGCGGGAGAUGGAAGACAUCUUCAUGCUGCCUAGAAGCAGGAGCUCUAACAAGAGGGCUCAGGCCAACGAUAGUGACAGCGACGUGGGCUCCAAGCUGAAGCACCGCUCCUCAGGCUCUGAAAGUGAGACUGAUGAUAGCGAUGACGACAAGAGGCCGAAGAAGAGAGGCAGACCCAGAGCUCGCAAAAACAAUGUGGAGGGCUUCACUGAUGCGGAGAUCCGCAGGUUCAUUAAGGCAUACAAGAAAUUUGGAUCUCCACUCGAAAGGUUGGAGGCCAUCGCCCGAGAUUCUGAGCUGGUUGACAAAUCCAUAGCAGACCUGAAGAGACUUGGUGAACUGAUCCAUACUAGUUGUGUGACUGCAGUGCAGGAGCACGAGGAACACCUUAAGGAGAACCCAGUUGAGGCCAAAGGUCCUGGGAAACGCCGAGGAAUUAACAUCAAGAUCUCAGGAGUGCAGGUCAACGCCAAGUCCAUCAUCCAGCACGAGGAAGAGUUUGAGCCCCUGCACAAAGUUGUGCCCUCCAAUCCUGCUGAGAGAAAUAAGUUCAAUCUGACAUGCAGGGUCAAGGUAGCCCACUUUGAUGUAGACUGGGAUCUGCAGGAUGACAUUCAGCUCUUGCUUGGUACUUAUGAGCACGGCUUUGGGAACUGGGAUCUGAUCAAGACGGACCCUGACCUUAAACUCGCUGAUAAGAUUCUCCCAGACGAUCCAAGCAAAAAGCCCCAGGCCAAGCAGUUGCAGGCGAGAGCUGAGUAUCUUCUGAAGCUGCUGAAGAAAGAACAGGACAGUACAGACGGGUCUAAAACAGGGGAGGAGGUCAAAGUGAGGAAGAGGAAGCCUCGGGUGAAAAAGGAGAAGAUUCUCAAGGAUGAGCAGGGCAACGACAUCUCCUCCCCCCGCCUGUCCGACAACCCGUCAGAGGAGGGCGAGGUCAAGGAUGAUGGAACAGAGAAGUCUCCCGCCAAGAAAAGACAAAAGAAAAAGGAUAACAAGGAGAACAAAGAAAAACAGGGAACUCCUAAAAAGGAGAAGGACGGAGACAAAGAAAAAAAGGGUCCCAAGCCCAGAAAAGAGAAGGCUAAAGGAGCCAAAGGGAAGAAGACUCAAGGUCCAGUUCACAUUACGGCUGGGUCUGACCCCAUUCCCAUUGAAGGAAAGGAGGAUGAUGAACUCGACCAGGAGACUUUUAGUAUUUGUAAGGAGCGCAUGAGGCCGGUGAAAAAGGCCCUGAAGCAGCUGGAUAAACCAGAUGAGGGUCUGUCGGACCAGGAGCAGCUCCAGCACACUCGCACAUGCCUACUAAAGAUUGGAGACCGAAUCUCAGAGUGCCUUAAAGCCUACAGUGACCCUGAACAUGUCAAAAUAUGGCGGAGAAACCUCUGGAUUUUUGUGUCCAAGUUUACAGAGUUUGGUGCAAGGAAGCUUCACAAGCUUUACAAGAUGGCACAGAAGAAGCGAUCACACGAGGAAGAGAAGGAGCAAAAGAAGAAGGAUGAUUCUGGAGGGAGGGUGAAAAACUUCAGACCAGAGUCCUGUGGUUCCAGUCGAGACUCCACGGGUACGUCGUCCUCCAAACCUGGCUCUCACUCGACUCAGCCAGGCCCUCACGGACACCACAGAGAGUCGUACAACUCGGCUAAUAAGCGGCACUUUAGCAAUGAUGAUAGAGGAGACUGGCAGAGGGACCGUAAAUACAAUUACCCAAGUAACAGCAACCAGUCAUGGCAGGGAGACCGACAUCAUCAGUAUGACCGCUAUAAGGAUCACUAUGGGGAUCGACGUCCACAUGGAGACUCGUACCGCAGCUCAGGCAGUUACCGCAACAACAGCUCCCCUCGAAAAAGGCCAUAUGAGCAGUACAGCAACGACCGGGACCACAGGGGUCAUAGACCAUAUUAUGACAGGCAUUCGGACCCCAAGAGAAGACGUCCGGAUGAAUUCCGUCCCAACUACCACCAGGGAAGAGAAGGCCCUCUUCAGGACUUCAGGAGGAUGCCAGAGCACAGGCCGGCCGGUCCAGCCGGGCCAGAGCACUACAGCAGGCCCUUCCACCCUGACAAACCUCCUCCGCCGCAGGACCCUCGCUCCCCACAGGCUCAGAAGUCUCCCCAGGACUCCCGCUCUCCGCCAGAGCGGCCUGCAGAGCCAAACGCAGUGGCAGAUCCUAACUGGAACAACAGGAAAACAUAAAAGUAUGACAGUGCUGGCUAAGAAACUGAUCUGGGCGUCCACGGUCAAAGCCACAUACAUGCUGCUGAUGGACAAGUCUGGACUCGCCAAUCAUAAGCUCACAGUUGGAAAGGGAAUCAACAUGAACCCUCUUUACCAGCAAAACUAUUUAGCUCUUUUCUCCCAGUGGCUGUGAAUGAUUUGUGACCUGAAGGAAGAGGUUUGUUUUCCUCUUGUCAUCUUCAAGAUGGAAAAAAAACCCAACUAAAACAAGCAUCUUUAUUUAAAUGAAUGGACUCAAAUCAGUUAACCACGGUAAGACUGAAUGGAGUGCUAAUGGAUGCUUAGUCCCAUGGACUAUUUUCUAAGGAGAAUUUAGGAUACAUGAACUGAUGACUGAUCUUAAUCCUAAAAGUGCCUGAAGGCUUUGGCCUUUCUGAAUGGUAAAUGUAUGGGAUUAUUCCCAAAGGAAGCAUGACAUGGGAAUUAUUUUUUAUUUUUUUUUGUGUUUAGCUUUAAGUCUUGCAAAUGAUGUCAUUAGACGAUUUCGAUACAAAAGAAUGUGUUCAUCAUCAUCUGCACCUUCAAAAUGUAGCUGAACUGAAUCACCGUGUGGUUUAAAAUGGCGGUGUAUGUUUCCUCUAAACACUCUACAAAAAGGUUUUUAGCAAAUUCAAAUUGCUCAUGUGUACAAAUCAUUAUUUCUGUAAUUGUGUAGCUACAUAAAUCAUUGCAAUCGUCUUGCUUUGUUCACUUUAACCACUUUCCCUCUUAGUAGGCCCAAUGAAGCUUUGUAAGCAGUAUUUAUUGCAAAAACUUUUGCAAAGGCUGUUAACACUAUGACUUAGAACAAUCCUUUAUUUUUGCCUUUCAGUAUUCUGAUGGUUAAGAACGGUACUUCAGUGUAAUUUCAUUAAUGCAUCUAGCCACCUACAGUAUGUAGUACUCAAUUAUGUCUGAAAAUACUAUGUGAUAAAACAUUUUCUUUCCUUAUCUAUGGUUGGGCAAUGCUGUUGCUGGUAGGUUGUUAAAGGGUUAUCAGGAAGUUGCUGAUUACAUUUGGUUAUGUUUAUUACCUUUGGUCACUCUUUUCCUGUGCCAAACCUGCUCUGGCUCUCAGAUUUCUUUUUUUACGCUUCUCCAUUUGUGCCUUAUUUAUGUGAAUAUUAUCAUACUGUAUAUUGUUCGUGGACAGUACUGGGGCCUAAAACAGGCAGGAUGUAGUAUUACUCAUUUUUAGGAAAUUGCUCUAAAUGAACUUGUUAAGGGACUACGUAUUCUGGUAAUCAUCAUGUGGUUCUGUGAUUUUUCAAAAGAGUUGAUGAUUUGAGGGGAAAACAUAAAUCUAAAGAAAUCAUGUGUGUUCGGGCCAGGGCACUUAGCCGACCUGUUACAGUGAACAGCCAGCACAUCUUUUCUUCCAUGUUAAGCAAGCUACAGUUCCUGUAUCAUAUGUUCUUCAAGAAAGUCUAAAUAAUUUAUAUUUGUGACAAAACCACUCUUCAUGAGAAAUGUGCUGUACAUAUGUUUGGACAUAUGUAAUAAACUUUGUUACACAAUGAAAA
Messenger RNA from Perca fluviatilis (European perch), 9209 nucleotides. It is a transcript of the gene chd2, whose product is annotated as chromodomain helicase DNA binding protein 2. Gene Ontology annotation, biological process: nucleosome organization; regulation of transcription by RNA polymerase II. The transcript has 43 exons. NCBI's taxonomy places the organism in Eukaryota, Metazoa, Chordata, Actinopteri, Perciformes, Percidae. Gene Ontology annotation, cellular component: chromatin; nucleus. The coding region runs from base 2143 to 7665 and encodes 1840 amino acids. The record is from RefSeq and is a predicted model, not a curated record. Gene Ontology annotation, molecular function: ATP hydrolysis activity; histone binding; chromatin binding.